Molecule: messenger RNA, 1656 nt
Organism: Echinops telfairi (small Madagascar hedgehog)
Lineage: Eukaryota; Metazoa; Chordata; Mammalia; Afrosoricida; Tenrecidae
Gene: C5AR2
Product: complement C5a receptor 2
Exons: 4
Coding region: 462-1469 (335 amino acids)
Biological process (GO): positive regulation of cytosolic calcium ion concentration; phospholipase C-activating G protein-coupled receptor signaling pathway; inflammatory response
Cellular component (GO): plasma membrane
Molecular function (GO): complement component C5a receptor activity; G protein-coupled receptor activity
Source: RefSeq, a predicted model, not a curated record
CCCUUUCAGGAAUCCCUCCUCUGCUGGACGUGAGGGAGAGACCCCAGACCUCUGGGGAACCUGGCUGUGGACCCCAGCGAGGUCCAGAUUGGAGCGUUGGCCACAAGAGCAGGACCCCGAACGUUUUCUGCGGCACAGAUGCGGAGAGGACCCUGCUGCCUCAAAGCUGGAUGGCCGGGCCGGGGAUUUCCACCGUUUCUGGCAAACCCACAGGAGCGUUUCACACACUGAGUGAAGUGUAACGCAGGCCUGCCCAGACCAGCGAGAGAGGGUCCCCAGGCUGACUCUUCCACCCCACAGAGUCCGCAGGAACCUGGGUCCAGUGGCCACUGCUGCCCAGACUUCUGCUCUCCAGAGCCCAGGGUGUGUGGACAAGACUAUCCCUGGGACCAGCUCUCUGGAGUAGCACAGGCCCCCGCUGUGUUAUUUAGCUCCAGGGAUCCCAGGUGCCCGGCAUUCGGAUGGAGAACUUGACCCUGAACUACGACUAUGACAACUACAGCGAGGUCCCGGGGUUCCCCGUGGACUGCCCAGAUGGCUCUUGCCUGCACACCAACGCCUUCCAUGUGGUGCCGCCGCUGCUGUACACGCUCAUCUUCCUUGUGGGCGUGCCGGGCAAUGCCAUGGUGGCCUGGGUGGCCGGGAAGGAGGCCCGGCAGCGCGCCGGCGCCACCUGGUUCCUGCACCUGGCCGCGGCUGACCUGCUCUGCUGCUUCUUUCUUCCUACCCUGGCAGUGCCCGUUGUCUGGGAAGGCCACUGGCCUUACGGGGCCGUCGGCUGCCGGCUCCUGCCCUGCGUCAUGUUACUGUCCAUGUUCGCCAGCGUCCUGCUCCUGGCUGCCCUCAGCGCGGACCUGUGCCUGCUGGCCCUCAGGCCUGCCUGGGGGGGCGCUGGCUGGCGGGCACGGGGCGUGAGGGCUGCUUGUGUGGCCGCCUGGGGCCUGGCUGGGCUGCUGACCCUGCCCUCUGCCUUCUACCGCCGGCUGUACCAGGAGCACUUCCCACCCCGGCUGGAGUGCGUGGUCGACUACGGGGGCUCGGCCACGGCUGAAGGUGCGGUGGCCGCCGUCCGGUUCCUUGCGGGCUUCCUGGGGCCUCUGCUGGCUGUGGUCAGCUGCCACGGCACCCUCCUGUGCCGCGUAGCCCGCUGGCCACUGGGCACGGCUGUCGUGGUGGGCUUUUUCAUCUGCUGGACCCCCUACCACGUGCUGGGGCUCGUCCUCGCUGCUGCUGCCCCCAAUUCCGUGCUCCUGGCCAGGGCCCUGCGGGCCGAGCCACUGGUCACGGGCCUUGCCCUGGCUCACAGCUGCCUCAACCCCGUGCUCUUCCUGUACUUUGGGCGGGCACAGCUCCGCUGGUCCCUGCCAGCCGCCUGUCGCUGGGCCCUGCGGGAGCCCCAGGGCCAGGACCAGAGUGCGGUCAGCAAGAAAUCCACCAGCCAUGACCUGAUCUCAGAGAUGGAAGUGUAGGCGGGUUCCCAUCAUGCCAUUCCACUUCACAAACCUGGCUUUGGGGAGCGCUGGAGCCAGGGGCUGAACUCACUGCCAUCGACCCCAGGCGGACUUAGAGCAGCCCUCUAGACAGGGCCGAACUGCCCCUGCAGGUUCCUGAGAUGGUAAACUCUUGACGGGAGUAGAAAGCCCCUGUCUUUCUCCA